AUAUCCUUGUUUUUGUCCAUCAUGGCUGCCUCUCAAACCCAUCAACUUUCGUCUCUUGACAAUGUCGAGAUGUCCAUACAUGUUAUUGACACGGAGAAAAACCAAAUUCAAGAACCUGCAAUUAAUGAGUUUGGUUACUCUCAGAGAGGACAGUGGCUUAGAGCGGCUGUUUUGGGAGCCAACGAUGGAUUGGUUUCUGUUGCAUCUCUAAUGAUGGGUGUUGGCUCUGUUAAAGAAGACAUCAAAGCCAUGAUUAUAGCAGGUUUCGCAGGAUUGAUUGCUGGAGCCUGCAGCAUGGCAAUCGGAGAGUUUGUGUCUGUAUACACUCAAAGGGAUGUAGAGAUAGCUCAAAUGAAAAGAGAGAAGCAAAAGAGAUCAGAGAGAGAAAAUAAGGAAGUGACUGAGAGGAAGCAGCUGCCAAAUCCAGGACAUGCUGCUGCAGCAUCAGCCAUGGCCUUUUCAGUUGGAGCAGUGAUCCCGCUAUUGGCUGCAGGCUUUAUAAGAGACCAUAAGGUGAGGAUGGCUUUGGUGGUUGCGGUGGCUAGCAUGGCUUUGGUGGUGUUCGGAGUGGUGGGUGCUUUGCUUGGGGGGACUCCAGUGAUGAAGUCUAGCGCCAGGGUGCUUGUUGGAGGAUGGAUGGCCAUGGCUUGUACUUUUGGGCUCACAAAGUUGAUUGGGUCUGAGGGGAUGCAAAUUUGAUUUGCUUUGUUUA
This is a messenger RNA of Durio zibethinus, 712 nucleotides long. The record is from RefSeq and is a predicted model, not a curated record. NCBI's taxonomy places the organism in Eukaryota, Viridiplantae, Streptophyta, Magnoliopsida, Malvales, Malvaceae.